AUGGCGAAGCUAUCAUCAUCUGGGUGUGCUAGUGGCAGUGGCGAUCAUGUGCGUCGAGGGCUUUUGUGUGGUGUGAAGCCUGAGCAUGUCAUGACCUCCGGUAUCAACAUUUUUGAUCCAAAGUUGAGUGUAGAAGAUCUUUGGGGAGAUGUUCCAUUGAGUGGCGGUGCCCUGUUGGAGCACGUUCUGGCUUACUAUUCAGAUGGUGAACUAGAUGUACCAUUCUUUCAGAAUGUGACCUCCGAGGACGCUGGACAGAGUGGAUCACAUCGAAUUCGGUCAGUAGUCAAAAGCCCUCUGAGCCGGGAACUUCAGGAAUCUACAGUGGAGUGCUACAAGCAGAGGAUCUUCACAGAGAGAGCCGAUCUUCAAGUUCCGCACCGCCGAGCGAAAGUUCCCGCUCGAGGCAGGAACCUGGAACCACAGAUUGGAAGCUUGCUACAGAAGCUUCACGGAGCAGCCAGAGAACCCGUGCGUGGCUUCUGUGAUGGACAGGGGUCUCAAGAAGGAGGUGUUCCAAAGUUGUCAGAGCAAAAGCUGAAGAAGUCCGACAAGAAGUCAUCCUUUGUUGCGUGGACAGAUGAUGAGAAGAAGAAAUUUCUCAAGACCGUUGCACCCUUGAACUGUUCAUCCGACCCUGAAGACGAUCCUGGAACAAGAUCAUUGACAGCUAUUGAUGAUUUCAUGCAAGCCAUGCGAUAUGCAGAGAUGGUUGUUAAGGCAAGAACUGGGGAUACUGUGUCAGCAGAUGGCUUGGCUUCAGCCUUUGAGUUCACAGCUGGCAUUUUCUUGCAGUUUGUCUUUGAGUCCAGAGUUUGUCUCAAUGGCAAGGAUCUUCGUGUUUGGUCAUCACUGCGACCAGAAUUGCAGGCAACAUUUCUGUCUGCGUUUGAUGCCGCAUAUGACUUCAUUCAAGGGGCAUCUACGUCUGCUUCGGGAAGUGCAGGUUCUGGCCGUCAUCAGGCCAAUACGUUUGAACUAGCCAAGGCUCUUUGCGAAAGCUUCGUGAACAAACCUGUGACAAUGAUCAUCAUGGCUGACGAUGAGGAGCUUGCCAUCAAGCGCAUUGCUGCUACCAUGACUACAAAGGGUGAAUCACUUGUCCAACCCUUGAAGAACUUCUUGGAACAAUCCGGUAGACUGCCACCAAUGAUGCAACCUGCAGUUCGAGAUACCGUCGCAACGUUGCUUGAGUGCAAGACAAAGCGUUGGGCUUUGAUCGACCUCAUUUGCUACUUUCAGAACUUCAUCGACAAGGCUCUUCCACCAGCUUGGAUUGCAUUUGCGGCUGACGUCAUCGAGAUCUACACCUCUCGUAUGGAGCUAGUGGAAGGUUCCAAAGAAGUUUUUUCUGAUGCGAAGCACUUGGAGAAGUUCAUUGGCUUGAGAUUUGAAUAUCUUCUACAUUUGCUGAAUGCGUGCCUGUCAUGUGUACCAGAGCUUGUCAUUUCUGACGUGUCUGAAUCUACGGGGAAGUGCCUCGCCCAAUUUCUGACAAACAUGACUUCCCGUCAAAGGCAGACACUGGUGUCAUUUGAUGUUUUGCUGGGUGCGCCAGAAUGGGGCAAGCAAUGGACAUCCCAUUUGCGUGAAGGCAACUCAAUCCAAGAUGUCGUAGAAUCAGUGAGCAAGUAUGUCUCCAAACAGGCAAAGCAAACCACGAGUCAACCAGGUGGCGAGCAGCAGUCUGACAAGGAUGCGACAGGGAAGUCUGAAACAGCUCAAAGUGUCCCUCAACCUUCUGCUGUUACCGCUUCGUCUUUGUCAUUGCUGGCGAACCUCAACAAGUCUAUGCAAGCCGUGAAAGCCAAGGGGGAUGAUGGAAACACAGAGGCUGCGAUUGAGGUUGAAGAUGGGGGUGACAAGGACAAGGACAAGGACAAGAACGGAAAGACUGAGCCUGUGGGUUCGACACCUGGUGGUCAUGAAGACGUCGAUGGGAAGACCCAAUCAGAGCAGUUGGUGCACACAAUCAACAAGUUCAACAACUUUGUCAGCGAAAGUUUCAAGCAGACCAUCAUCGCAUCGAAAGAGUGGAAGGCACUUUCACUGGAUGAUGACAAGAUUGAUGCAAGCUUUUUCAAGGUUGUUGAGCUGAACUUGAAUGCAGCUUUGUGGUCAGCGUAUGAAGUACUUGCACCACUGCAUCUCAAGAACGUCUAUGUCAACUUGGGCGUCUCAAACAAGGCAGAGGCCGUGCAAGUGUCCAUGCCCGUGCCAAAUGAUUUGCUCUUACCUCUGGUUCAUCGCAUUGUUCCAAAUAAGCCGAAGAAUGGUUACCUCUGUUGCUCCGCAUUUGGUGUGGAUUGGUGGAUGGAGCCUGGUAAAGAUCCUCUCUCUUCGGACUUUUGUGUUCCUGGCUGGGCUGCAAAGACCGUGACCAGAAUGGACCAGGCGUACUUUCAGCAAACGACCAUCAAACUUGGUGUGGUCUUCUACAAGCUUGGCAAGUACCAGACCAACUUGACAGCUAUGUACCUGCCAGAUAUGAUGUUUGACCCAGAGCAGCACAAGCAAGUCUCAGCUAUGGUUGAGGGUCAGAAGCAUGUGCGUGUUUCCGUGGACAUUCAGGCCUUGAUUCCGGUUUCUGACCUUGACGACAAGUUGGAGAAAGAAGUGACAACACAAAAGGACAAUGUUGAAAAGACUGUCCGCACCAUGAUCACCAACGCCCAGAAAGCAGCAGCAAAGUCCAGUGCAAAUUCGAAGCAGAAGGCCUCUGCAAAAGCCAAAUCUCGCAGCGGCGGCAAGCCCAGACAAGGGUCAGGUGCCGGCGGAAGUGGCAGUGGCGCUGCUUCUGGGGUCGCUGCUGACCCACUCAAGGAUUUGUUGGCUUCGCUUGGAGUGGAUUGUCCAGAGAAGCUUGAGGAUCGGGAGAAGCUUGUGAAUGAAUUGAUCAGCCGUGAGGACAAGUUGGAGGAGAUUGCAUCCAAAGCCCGCGAAGCAAUUGUCAAGCCAGACAAGAUUCCGAUCACCAGAAUGGUUGCUCAGGAGGAGAAGAACACCCGUGCUGCCAGAGCCCGUGUUAUGCAAGAAGCAUUGGCCCAAGCUCAAAAAGCAGCUGCAUCAGCAGCUGACCCUGCGACCGCUGACAAGGAGAAGUUGGAGAACAAAGAUACCACUGAUCCAGGCGCCAAUGCUCACAAACUUGGGCCUUUGGCAUAUGCAGCUUCGAUCAAAGGUGGCAGCAAGCUCUUUAAGUCCAGAACUACCAGCGGUAAGAAGACUGACCAGUCCCUCGCCCAUAUGAUUGCCCUAGGCAAACAUUUGUUAAAAUGA
Molecule: messenger RNA, 3279 nt
Organism: Cladocopium goreaui
Lineage: Eukaryota; Dinophyceae; Suessiales; Symbiodiniaceae
Source: the annotation of a GenBank genome assembly